Messenger RNA from Annulohypoxylon truncatum, 2010 nucleotides. RefSeq lists its product as uncharacterized. Lineage: Eukaryota; Fungi; Ascomycota; Sordariomycetes; Xylariales; Hypoxylaceae. The record is from RefSeq and is a predicted model, not a curated record. The transcript has a single exon. Bases 81 to 1655 code for a protein of 524 amino acids.
GGGCUCUCCCUACAUCAAUAUAGACCAAUAUGCGAAACAGAGCCUCUAUGGUCCGGAGAUAGUAACGCUAACGACGAACAAUGAUGCGAACCGUAUCGAACCGGGUGCUAGCUCUCGCAUUCCGCUACGGCUCGGUGCUCCUAGCCGCCCUGCUCGUCUACUAUGUCAUUCGCGAACCCCUGAACUCGGCCGUUAGCAACGUAUCGUUCCUCGGGAAGGGAACUUUGCAAGCCGCCGAGCAAGGGUCCGGACGGGACGGAAUUGCGGCCGUCGGAGGCGCAAAGGCCGUCGACGACGACGCGCAAUUAGCUCCGGCCGGCACGGCCGAAGACGUCCCAGAAAAGAAAGCGCAGGAACCGAUGGGCGAUGUCGACAUCGUCUACGAAAAGAAAUACAAGCCCGAUCCGGCCCCUUCCAAACCGAUCGGAGACCACUUCCCGUGGCUCACGUAUUCUAAUACGCCGCCGCCGGUCCUCGACAAUAACCUACCUCCCUUCCCGCACGUCGAAGAAGCGACGCCGCUCUUGAUCGGCUUUACGAGAAACUGGCCGCUGCUGCUCCAAUGCGUGAGCAGCUAUAUCGCGGCGGGGUGGCCGGCCGAGGAUAUAUACGUGGUCGAGAACACGGGCACGUUCCACUCGAAUCGCGACGGAGACCUAGAGCUGCAGAACCCCUUCUUCCUCAACCACACGGCGCUAGGGAUCCUAGGAGUGAAGGUCCUAGAGACGCCGACCCUGCUUAGCUUCUCGCAGAUGCAGAACUAUUUCCUGAGCCUGGCGCUGGAGCACGAUUGGCCUCACUUCUGGUGGAGCCACAUGGACGUGGUGGUCUUCAGCGACGAGGACGUCAAGAAGAACGACCGCGACCACGACUGGGACCACGACCCGUACGCGACCAUCUACGAGCGCAGCGUCGGGCUUCUGAGGUACCUCAACGGCCCCGACAUGCCUCCGUGGGCGACGCACUUCUUCCAAUUCGACCACCUCGCCCUCGUCAACCGCGACGCCUACCUCGAGGUCGGCGCCUGGGACACGCAGAUCCCGUACUACGCCUCGGACUGCGACAUGUACCUACGCCUGCACUGGGCCGGGUACUGGCAGCCGCAGAGCGAAGCGGGGCUCGUCUUCGACGUCGCCUCGGCGUUCGACGACAUCGCGGCCCUGUUCCGGGUAGCGGGCUCGCACGCGACGUUCGAAGGGGACCCGGUGUACGCGAAGAGCACGCCCGGCAGCAGCGAGGACGAGCGCGCUCACCACGAGGCCGACCUCAAGCGCGAGCAGGACAUGUACCCCUGGGUCGAGAAGGAAGGCGAGACGUUCGCCCACCUCGUCGAGGUCGCCGGCCGCAUGCAGGACCUCAAGUGGAAGGACGAGGGCACCCGCCGCAACGAGUGGCAGACCCGGCAGACGGGCGGCCGCGACGAUCCGUUCUACCGCGACCCCGAGGGCUUCGCGGCCGGCGUGGAGACCCUGGUCGAUGCCGGCAGGCGCGUGUUCGCGGAUAAGUGGGGGCACCGCGGAUGCGACCUCUUGGCCAUGGGUAUCGAGGGCAAGGACGCGUGGCGCCUGCAGCGUGAUUGGGAUAUCAACGAGGGCCCCGGGAGCGAGGGCGGGAAUUGGGGUAAGGAUUGGAUGACGGGGAGCGACGGGGAGUGAGCGGAGGUGGUGAGAGACUAGGGCUGAGUACCGAACGAAGCACAAAGGAAAAUGAGAACGGCAUAGAGCGAUAGCAGAUACGGAUACCUAGAAGUAGAAGGGAAAGCUCCUUGAUCAAGGGAAGGCGGUGGUUUUGGGUUGUGUGUACAUACCUACCUACGUAUCCUACGGCGUUGGCGGAUGGACGGAGGGGAGCACAGUCCCCCCUGGCGUUAUAUGGGACGAUUGGUUUGUUGAAAAGCGCCUGCGCAUGUAUUGUUUAUAGUAAUGACCCAGAUACGAACUCUUGAUAGGAGGCUUCCUUGUUAAGGCGUGUGUAUUGCAGGUCAUAGGCGAUGAAGUAGACUCAUGCUAU